Molecule: messenger RNA, 4257 nt
Organism: Eublepharis macularius
Lineage: Eukaryota; Metazoa; Chordata; Lepidosauria; Squamata; Eublepharidae
Gene: SMC5
Product: structural maintenance of chromosomes 5
Exons: 24
Coding region: 17-3274 (1085 amino acids)
Biological process (GO): double-strand break repair via homologous recombination
Cellular component (GO): Smc5-Smc6 complex
Molecular function (GO): ATP hydrolysis activity; ATP binding
Source: RefSeq, a predicted model, not a curated record
CUCGGGCGGCUUUAGGAUGGCAACGGCGGGCAAACGUAAAUCACGGGCCACCGAGGCAGAAGAGAGCGGAGGCGGCAGCAGCACCAGCCGCGACAACCACCGCCGUAAGGGAUCCGUCGCCACUACUGCGCCGGAAGCGGGUGUUCGAGGCGAGAGAGACUCGUCGUUCGUGAGAGGUUCCAUCGUCAGGAUCGCCAUGGAGAACUUCCUAACUUACGAUAAUUGUGAGAUGUUUCCAGGACCUCAUUUAAAUAUGAUAGUCGGAGCUAAUGGAACUGGUAAAUCAAGCAUUGUUUGUGCCAUAUGCCUGGGACUGACAGGGAAGCCUUCUUUCCUAGGACGAGCAGAUAAGGUUGGUCACUAUGUGAAGCGAGGUUGCAACAAGGGAAAAAUUGAAAUUGAGCUGUUUAAGCAACCAAACAACCUCAUUAUCAGGCGAGAAAUUUCUGUAGAGAACAACCAGUCAGCAUGGUUUAUUAAUAACAGCCCUUCCACUCUCCGAACAGUAGAAGAUCAAGUCUCAGCAUUAAACAUCCAAGUAGGCAAUCUGUGCCAGUUUCUUCCACAGGACAAAGUUGGGGAAUUUGCAAAAUUAUCCAAGAUUGAGCUACUCGAAGCUACAGAGAAAUCAGUUGGUCCUCCAGAAAUGUACAAAUUUCACUGUGAACUGAAGAACUUCAGGCAGCGGGAGCAAGAACUUGAGAAUUCCUGCAAAGAGAAGAGUGUUAACCUUGAAAAACUGAAGCAAAAGAAUGAAAGGUAUAAGCAAGAUGUGGAGAGAUACCAUGAAUAUAAGCGUCAUCUGGAUUUAAUUGAAAUGCUUAAAAGAAAGAGACCUUGGGUGGUAUAUGAAAAUGUUCGUCAGCAGUAUGAAGAGGUGAAACAAAGACGAGAUCAACAGAAGGAAGAAUUAAAAGUACUAAAACAUGCACGGUCUCCAGUAGUUGAUCAGAUUCGACAGGCUGAGGAGCAGUGUGCAAGUCUGAAUGCCAUAAAUAAAGAAAAGAUGGCAGCUAUCAAAGAAACAUCCCAAAAAUGUAAACAGCAACAAGAUGCUUUGGAGAGAAAAAACAAACAAAUUGAGGAGAUUAAGCUAGCUUUUAGGAUGAAGAAAGAUGAAGAGAUGGAUCGACAGAAGAGAAUUCACAACACUCGUAAGAUGAUAGAAGAUUGGAAUAAUGAACUAAGAAAUACAGAUAACUGUGAUGAUAUUCAACCCCAAAUCAAUUCUAUUAAUGCUGAACUGGGACGCUUGAUGGAAGAGAAGGCACAUAUUGAUGGUGAAAUUGCAAAUGGGCUCCUUGAAAAGGAGAACAUACAUAGAGACAAAAAGGGGAUAACUGAUCGCAUUGCACAAUUUGAUAAUAUGAUGACUAUGAAAGAAGAGAAGCUCAGAGGAAGACACAAAGACACAUACACUGCUCUUCUGUGGCUAAGAAAGAACAAAGACCGGUUUAAAAGAGAUGUCUGCGACCCCAUGAUGCUUGCAAUCAAUAUGAAAGACCAGAAGCAUGCUAAAUAUAUAGAAAAUCACAUUUCAUCUAAUGAUAUGAGAGCCUUCGUUUUUGAAACCCAAGAAGAUAUGUCUAUCUUUCUAAGAGAGGUACGUGAUAAACAGAGACUAAAAGUGAAUGCUGUAAUUGCCCCUAGUGAAUCGUGUGCUGAAACCAGACCUUUCAAACCAAUUGAAGAACUCAAACGCUAUGGUUUUUUCUCUUACCUGCGAGAGUUAUUUGAUGCACCCCAACCAGUGAUGAGUUACCUGUGCCAGCAAUAUCGUGUUCAUGAGGUCCCUGUGGGAACAGAGAAGACGAGAAAUAUGAUUGAAAGGGUCAUAAAUGAAACCCACCUGAAGCAAAUGUACACUGCAGAAGAAAAAUAUGUGGUGAAAGUGUCUUCAUACACAAAUCAAACUCUUACUAGUAACACGUCAUUAAGGGCAGCCCAGUUCCUGAAUGUCACGGUGGAUACAGAUGAAAGAAGGCAGUUGGAAAUUCAACUCCAGCAAAUUAAUAGGAAUUUGACAUUGCUGAAUUCUCAAAUGACUACGCUAUCAGAGAGACAGAAAUCUCUGGAACGGAGAGACAAUGAACUCAGACAACAGAAGAAGGAGCUUUUGGAACGAAAAAACAAAAGGAAGCAUCUGGAAUCAAAACUUAGUAUGAAACAAGAGAGUUUAAGACAGAUGGAACAAGAUGCCAUCAACUUGGAAGAAGAGUCUGAACAGGCGAAUAUUAAAAUCAGAACAGUUAAUGUUCAGAAAGUAAAACUUGUGACAGACCUGAUGAAGCUCAUAGAGAAUUGUAUGAUCCUGAACAAACAUAGAAUGGAUUUAGUUCUACAGCAUACUGCAGCUGUUUUUCACAAGAAUCGACUUGAGGAUGAACAUCAAGCUGCGACUGCAAAGUUAAAAGCUGUUGAGCAACAGUUUAUGGAGCUGGAAAAAAAAAGGUGCAGUCUCUUAGAGAACUGUAAGGGUUUAAUGCGUAAAGCUAGGCAGGCUUGUAACCUUGGCCCAGAUCAAAAAAUCCCUGAAGACUUUUGCCAUGCAUUCCAGGCUCUUCCUAGCACACUGGAUGAAAUUGACGCUUUACUGAAUGAGGAGAAAUCAAGAGCUUCCUGCUUCACAGGCCUCAGUGCUUCAGUUGUUGAAGAGUGUAACAAAAGGGUUGAAGAAAUAGAACAGAUGACACUGGAGCUGCAGGAAAAGAAAAAAGAGUUGAAUGACUUUAGGCAAAACAUUUCACAGGUUAAGGAAAAGUGGCUAAACCCCCUAAAAGAGCUGGUUGACCGAAUCAAUAACAAGUUCAGUAGCUUUUUUCGUUCCAUGCACUGUGCAGGAGAAGUGGAUCUUCACACAGAAAAUGAGGAAGACUAUGAUAAAUACGGGAUUCGCAUUAGAGUCAAAUUCCGCAGUGCCACUCAGCUUCAUGAACUGACUCCACACCACCAGAGUGGAGGGGAGAGAAGUGUUUCGACUAUGUUGUAUUUGAUGGCUUUGCAGGAAAUCAACAGAUGCCCAUUCAGAGUAGUAGAUGAAAUAAAUCAGGGAAUGGACCCAGAAAACGAAAGGAGAGUCUUUGAUGUGGUGGUAGAAACUGCUUGCAGAGAGAGUACUUCUCAGUACUUCUUUAUUACACCAAAGCUCUUGCAGAACCUCACUUACACGGAGAAGAUGACUGUGUUGUUGGUCUACAAUGGACCUUCCAUGCUAGAAUCAAAUAAAUGGGACUUAAAGGCUUUCCAAAGGAGACGACGGCGACUUCAGCAAUGACUAAUCAAUAAAGACCUUCUUGAUGCUUUUCGGAACCCAGAACAAAAAUUAGUUGGAGAAGACUGGAAAACUCAGCCAGUUUAAGAAUCGAUAGAACUAAUAACUUCCUCAGAUACAAGGACCAUAUGGAAAAGAAGGAACCUUUAAUUCUUUUUAGUGUAACACCAGGAUUUUUAAUGUUUUUUUGAUGAUGUUCAGGUCAGACCUCAGCAUGCUCAACUGAGUAAUGCAGUCUUCCUCCACUGGUUUGUCCAUGGUAUCUUCAGGCCCUGUGUUUGUUGCCUUCUGUUUACAAUAUAGAACCUUGCAGAGGCCAUUGAUAGCCAACAUUUUAUGUGCUUACAAUCUGUGUAUAUAUGAUCUUUUUUUUAAUCCUUUUGAUUAUUAUCUUCUUAAGGACUGUGUGCCAUAUUUGGGGGGUUAGAUGUGAAGAAGAAUGUUUUCAUUCUGGUCUUUGGCAAUAAUUGAAAGAAAUAUUACUGUGGUCUUUCACUUGUGGCCAUCUUUCACAGUUUUGACAUACUACUUUUUAUAUAUCCUGUAAAUGUUCUGAUAUACCUGUUGGAUUUGCUGGUGAAAUGGUAAAGAUUUCACAAAAUCUCUUCAAUUGGAAAAUUUAACAUUUGUAACUGUAAACAGUUGUGAACUCCAAAGAAUGUUUGUUGAAUAUCCUUUUUAAAGAUAUGAUGUCUGUAAUUAAUGUUUGGCACUAGAUACAAAAUGUACAGGUUAUUCACUUGCUGGUUAGGUACCAUCUGAACUGAAUAUUCCAGAGGAAGAAAUACUUUCAGACUCUUGUGAAGACAAAGAUACAAUGUCUGGCUUUUAUUUAAAAAUCUUGAUCUCAGAACAAUUUCUUUGCUGUUUGCUUGUAUUAUAAAACAUCCCAUCUUUUUAUGUGAUGGAGAAUACUAAAUUUUACCCCAAAUGGUUUUAUAUCUUUUGCCAAAAAUAUUAUAGCAAUUUUUGUAAAAUAAAUUUGU